Messenger RNA from Olea europaea var. sylvestris, 2008 nucleotides. RefSeq lists its product as uncharacterized. The record is from RefSeq and is a predicted model, not a curated record. Bases 501 to 1544 code for a protein of 347 amino acids. NCBI's taxonomy places the organism in Eukaryota, Viridiplantae, Streptophyta, Magnoliopsida, Lamiales, Oleaceae. The transcript has 8 exons.
AAAUUCAAAUUGAGGUAUAUCACUGCUAAGAUAAUCGGAAUCUUGAAGCAUUACAACUGAAAAUGGAAAGUGUUCAAUUGGAAGACAGAAAUGUGAUUAAAUCUGUAAAUAUUUUAUUAAACUUCAACAAUACUUCAAUUUCUGGCUUUGUAAAAAUUCAAAUUGAGGUAUAUCAUCGCUAAGAUAAUCGGAAUCUUGAAGCAUUACAACUGAAAAUGGAAAGUGUUCAAUUGGAAGACGGAAAUGUGACUAAAUAGGUCCUGGUUACCCUUCGAGGAAUAGUGGAAUAAGGGAGGGGAUUCUCUGCUUUAGACCAGUAUCGCCCAUAAUUCAUAAGAACAUUCUUCAGCCUUGCAGAGGUAAGGAAGUAUCUUAAAUGCCUUUGAUCAUUAUAGUAAUUUUAUAAUUUCCGAGCUAGCAAUCAUGAGGGGUGUUAUCUACAUUUUGUAUUGUGUGCCUAAUCUACUGCAUAGUGCAGGAUAUUAUUUGUCAGUGAUGUAAUGACUCUCCUCCCCAGUUUUGUAACAUAUAUUACUGCGGCUCAUGUAUGUUUCUUCAUUUUAUUUCCUGUGUCAAGGUUUACAAAUUCAAGUCGUCAGUCUCAAAUAUCACUGUGGAUACAACCUCAUAUCAAAUGUUACACUAAGUUUGGAGAUGUAGUUUACAUGUUGACUCGUUUCUUUCGAGAUGCUGGAGCUGGUAGCCCUACAAAACUAAAAGUAACACGAGUUGAAGAUCAUGAAACUAUAAAUAGGUCAAAAAGCUCCCAACUUUUGAACAAACUUCACCUUGAAAAGCAUCUUGCUCCCAUGACCACAUCCACGGCUGCAACUUGUUCUUUGGAAUCUAUGGCCUCUUCCUGCCAAGUCAAAGGAGGCAACUUAUCUAACCAGCUAAGGGAAAUACUUCCUGCCAAUCGCUCGUCUUUAAUGUCAGACAAGCUUAUUCAGGAUUCAGCUUUGAAGCGUUCGACUAAUUUGAAACAUUUGGAUAAGAAUUUUUUAACCACUGGACUGAAUAGCACACAAUCUAACAAGCAGAAAAUAGUUAAAUUGACCCCUGAAGUAUCGUUGGAUGAUAAAGAUAAUGAACUGCUAGCACUUUAUGCUUUGAAGAAGCGUAAAUUACUUAUAGAAGGACCGGAUCAGACCCAACUUUAUAAGAAGUCUGAUGGGGAUUCUACUUAUUCAGCAGAACAGAAUUGUCCACAAUUUUCUAGGACUGGUAGCUCUCAGAAUCCUCAAGCUACUUGCAAUGCUGUGGAGGAGAGAGGAUCAGCUUUUCUGGUCCAGGUCCGCGAAAAACUCACUGAUGCAGAAUAUAAAGAAUUUGUGGGCUUUAUGAAGGCGCUAAAAUCUAACGCAAUGAAAAUACGCCAUGUUUUGCAAUCUAUUGCAAAAUUAUUCUCUCUUCCAGACAGGCACUCACUACUGUACGGAUUCAAGGAUUAUGUUCCCGCGAAAUAUAAGUCUUUCUAUGAGCGAUACUUGUUGGCUAAUCAUGAAGCACAAGUACCUGACAACAACGUUCCAAGAGAAUUAUAAUUUGUCUAUCCGUGAUGGAUAAAGUUCAGUUUUAUUGCACUAUUUAUCUGCAAAGGGGAUUCAAGUAGCAUGUGGAUAUAUCCAAACAUGCUCUUAAUUUUCAGUAGAAAAAUGCAUAAAUUGAAGUUAACACCCAUCGUGCAGUGGUCUCUGCAGCCUACCUGGUACUAAAGAUGGAGUUCGAGCUGCCACGGGUGAACGAGCAAGAAUUUGAGAUGCAAAAUUUCAAUUCCGUUCACAAAGCAGAGUUCAGGUAUUGUGCUUAUACGCCCAUCUCUUCAUUGUAAAAGUUAUUUUACAUCGAUAGAAUGUUUUUCAGAUUGUAUCAUUGUUUCAAACAAGAAACAAUAUUAGAUUGUGAUGUAUUUCAUAAAUCCUGUAUAUUAAGCCUAAUUGCCAUUGAAGAGGUUCUUAGCAGUUAUUUCACCCACUUGAAUAAAUUAAGAAAUAGGAACUCUUUUUAA